Mollisia scopiformis is the source of this 1686-nucleotide messenger RNA. RefSeq lists its product as uncharacterized. Lineage: Eukaryota; Fungi; Ascomycota; Leotiomycetes; Helotiales; Mollisiaceae. The transcript has 3 exons. The coding region runs from base 62 to 1537 and encodes 491 amino acids. Gene Ontology annotation, molecular function: zinc ion binding; DNA-binding transcription factor activity, RNA polymerase II-specific. Gene Ontology annotation, biological process: regulation of DNA-templated transcription. The record is from RefSeq and is a predicted model, not a curated record.
ACAUGAUGUAGGGCCGCAGCUCGCAAUGUUUCCUACGUUUUGGGACAUAUGGCAGUUCUAGAUGGCACGUCUAGGGGUGGGGAAGUCGGGCGGUUGCCGGAACUGCAGACGACGGAAGGUCAAAUGUGAUGAACAUCGGCCUGGCUGCAAGAGAUGUGAAAAGUCGAAUCAAGAAUGUGAAGGUUAUACCCGGGAACAUCGAUUCGUAGAUGAGAACUUUCGUACAGAGAAACAUGUCAAAAAGAAGGCUUCGACUGAAACACCCCAACCAGAUCCCAGAUCUUCUCAGGAUAUUAUUCUUCACUCUAACAGCAGCUCAGGACUCACCGCAAUGAAUUUGGAGAUUCAUGCUUUCCAGGACAACAUAUUUAUGUCAUUUCUGCUAUCCAAUCUCUUUUCCGGCAUACCCGUUGUAACUCCUUGGCUACGUCUCCAUGCAGAGGAUACAUCUUCCGCUUCUGCACAGCUAAGUACUCGUGCGCUCAGCACCGUCUUCUUUGGACGAACGCAUUAUCAACACAAUAUCACUGCUCGUGGAUAUAAUCUUUAUGGUCAAGCAUUGAUUAGCUUGAACCAAGAUCUCCAAGAUUCCAAGAAGGGACAAUCAUUGUCUGUAGUGAAAACUGCUAUGGCGUUGGAGUUAUACGAAUUCAUUGCCUCCAACACGUCAGGUUGGAUCAAGCAUGCAGGGGGUGUAGGUCGAUUACUCGAACUUCGAGGCCCACAGCUACAUCAAUCACCACAAGGAAGAGAAAUUUUCGAAGCCAGCAGAGCCAUAAUAGCUUUGGGAUAUCUUGUCAAACGCAAAAGAUGUUUUCUUGAAAGUACAGAAUGGAAGACCAUACCGUGGGCUCUGGAACCAGAAGCGAAGACGAGCGUAAUGUUCUUGCAUGAUAUCGCAUGCGAUUUGCCAGGUGUAAUGGAAGAUGUCGACCAACUACAGUCUCCACAGAUGAGUCCAGAAGAGUUCAUAAAACAUCAUGCUUUUGUCUCUGGGCGAAUCACGUCUUGUUUGAAAGAGUUGUACGGAUGGAGGGCGUCUUGGCAGCGGCAAAAUCCCCACGCAUGCUGGGAAGUUCUUUCCACCGAUAGCACAACAGGUUCGAUCCUGUUCCCACUCGUGUUCAACUACAAAUCUCUGAUCGAAGCAAACGCUCUUACAUUUUACAACGCCCUUCUCCUCCUUCUUCUGAAGGUCGCAUCUCAAGUCAUUGGUCCGCAGUUCGACCCCUCAACCUGCGCUGCCCACUUGCCUCGCGGCCUUCGAUAUGAACCACUCAUCCCUCCAGGGUUGGCACCGAAUGCUCAAGCAAUAGCGUAUGAGAUUUGCAAGAGUGUUGAAUACCUCCUUGGAGCAGAACGGAGGCGUGCUGGAGCUUUCUUUCUGUUGUUUCCGUUAAGAGUUGCGUGGCAGGCUUUCAAUCCUGUGGACAUGGAGGCUGUUUGGUUGCAAGGGAUUAUGAGGAUUAUUGCUGAUAGUACGGGGUUUGAAGUCAGUAGAGGGUUGAUGGGCGAGGUUGUUCAGUCGGAAGAUUGAGAUUACCUAGCAAUGUUUGUCAAGAAUGAUAUCAAGGUAGUCAUAAUUGUGCUAACUUCAAAUGCGUGGUGGAAUAGGCGCAAAGGGUGGUUAUAUAUGGCCGUGAAUGACAUAGUGCACAUAGCCUCCGCAACAGAACUGGUUAGCAC